ACAAAGCUGUAAAGCGAAGUCGCGCCACUGCUCACCGUCGUGUUCUGAUCACCUGCAGCCUGAAAAACAGUCAAAGUCGACAAAAGAUGGAUAUUCUGACUGUGUUGCCGUCCAGCUUUGGAUAUGUCAUAUUCACUUAUCUCUACAGCUGGUUUAUGCUGGCCUACCUCGGAGUCAAGGUUGGGCUUGCCAGAAAGAAGUACGGUGUUAAGUAUCCCGAUAUGUACAGUGACAAGGACCCGGUAUUCAACUGCAUCCAAAGAGCACAUCAGAACACCCUGGAGAUUUACCCUCAGUGGCUUGUUUUCCAGACCAUUGCAGCUCUUGUUUAUCCAGCAACAGCAUCCGUGCUAGGGAUUAUUUGGGUGACCAGCAGGUUCUCCUACGCCUGGGGCUACUACACCGGAGAUCCAGAAAAGAGGAUGAGGGGUGUGUACGGCUACAUCGGGUCCUUGGGAGUCAUCAUUCUUUCCAUAUGUGUAGCCUUGCAGUUGCUUGGAGUUUUUUAAAAUGAUCCCCAUCUUGUGUUUGCCCAUCUGGCUGAAAACUCAUUUAUACUGACUGUGAAGUAGCUGGGCAACUUGUUUAACUAAUAAUUUCUCACUGUGAUGCUUUACAUAAUAUUUUACGGACCACUAACUUCAUAGUUACUGCCUUUUUUACAUAUUGAUUGUGAACAUGUAUUCAAUGUAAUUAACUACAAGACUUCAGAGACUUCAGAUGAGGUAAACAU
Messenger RNA from Scomber japonicus (chub mackerel), 733 nucleotides. It is a transcript of the gene mgst3b, whose product is annotated as microsomal glutathione S-transferase 3b. The record is from RefSeq and is a predicted model, not a curated record. The transcript is spliced from 4 exons. Gene Ontology annotation, molecular function: glutathione peroxidase activity; glutathione transferase activity. NCBI's taxonomy places the organism in Eukaryota, Metazoa, Chordata, Actinopteri, Scombriformes, Scombridae. Gene Ontology annotation, cellular component: membrane; nuclear envelope; endoplasmic reticulum. The coding region runs from base 87 to 509 and encodes 140 amino acids.